CCUCUGCACGAGGCGGCCGCCUCUGGAUCUCUGGAUUGUGUGUGGUUUUUGUUGCGCGAAGGCGCGGACGUGAACUCCUGCCCCGAACACAGUAUGACCCCGCUGCAUUAUGCCGCGAAGGGCCCCAAUGCAUGGGAAAUUAUCGAGGUGCUCGUGCAGGCUGGGGCCCAGGUCGAUGCUGCCGCCUCAAACGGAGAAAGUGCUCUCUUUAGUGCUGUUGAGUCUGAUGACAAGGAUGCGGUCGCAGUGCUUCUCCGCGCAGGGGCGAGUGUCACGCUGCGGAAUCAGUACAACGAAACCAUCCCCCACACUGCAGCAUACAGCAGUUCGCUAUCUCUCCUGCAGACAUUGGUUGACGCUGGAGCGGAUAUGACCGCGCGGAGCACCUCAAACUCAACGAUUCUGCACCGCGCAGCGGAGGCCGGGCGCGUAGAGACGGUUGCGUGGAUUCUCCAGCAUACGUAUCUGCCAGCAGACGAUGCGAACAGCUACGGCUGGACCCCACUACACUUUGCGGCAGCAAAAAACCACCUCAGCACGGUCAAGUUUCUCAUCGAGGAAUGCGCUGUAGAUAUCUCCGCCCUCCCAUCAUUCCCCAGAAACGCAUCCGCGCUGCACUUAGCUACUCACUGUUUCGGCGAGGACCCAAUCCUUCGGGCCAAUUGCACACGACCAGUGGCUGACAACACCCCCCUAAUCAGCUACCUCCUUGCGCACAGGGCGGACGUCUGGGCGCGCGCGGACGCUGGC
Messenger RNA from Aspergillus novofumigatus IBT 16806, 750 nucleotides. Its product is annotated as ankyrin repeat domain-containing protein. The record is from RefSeq and is a predicted model, not a curated record. Gene Ontology annotation, molecular function: protein binding. The transcript has a single exon. Gene Ontology annotation, cellular component: nucleus; cytoplasm. The annotation marks the transcript as partial. Lineage: Eukaryota; Fungi; Ascomycota; Eurotiomycetes; Eurotiales; Aspergillaceae.